Molecule: messenger RNA, 3863 nt
Organism: Ziziphus jujuba (common jujube)
Lineage: Eukaryota; Viridiplantae; Streptophyta; Magnoliopsida; Rosales; Rhamnaceae
Product: protein ARABIDILLO 1
Exons: 12
Coding region: 688-3444 (918 amino acids)
Molecular function (GO): protein binding
Source: RefSeq, a predicted model, not a curated record
CAAAAUUGCAAGUAUAAGAUGUUGACUUAGGCGUAGGAUGAAUGAUCAAUGAUUAAUGGUGGUUCCUAUUCCUAAUUGAUGUAGUCUCAAGUUAUUCUUCUCCGAUUCAUCAUACCUCAAUGCUGUGAAUUGUAUUUCCAAAUUUCCUCCUCCUAUAUUCUGAGACGCUCUCUCUCUCCUCUGUCAUUUGGUUGCACAAACAAAAAACAAAAGGCAAAUAGGGGGGGAGGGGUAGAUACAUGGUUUGAGGGUUUGGCUUUUGUUCUGUAUCAUUGUAUUAUCAUUCUAACACCUGAAUUCUCUCCGACCCUUCCUCAGCUUUUUGUCUCCUCUCUCUCCCUUUUUUUCUUGCUUACCUCUCAUCAAUUACAACCUCCAUUGAAGCUUCUUCAAUGCAAUCCCAUAAAGCUUAAAGCUUGAAGAUUUAAAGGUACACAAAAAAACCCAAAUAGCAUCAGCUUUGAAAUACCUCCGGACUUGGGAUUCUAUGUGAUAGGGUUUUAGGGGCGAUAGAGUAUUGGUUACUGGGGUUUGUUUGUGUUCGUUUAUUGGUUUUCGGGAUUGGGUUAUUUGAGGUUAAAAAGAUAUAUGGUUCUGGGUUUUUGAGGUUGCCUUCAGUUGUUAUUGGAUUUGGGUCUUAGUGGGUGAAUGGUAUUGGUUUCUGGGUCUAUGUAGAUUGGCAGAGAUAUGAAUCGUAGGGUGCGGCGGAAGGUGGCUAGGAAGGGUAAGGAGAAGGUGGUUUUUCCGAGCUAUCCCGAAAUUGAAGAUGAGGUUUCGAGCUUGGAGCGAAAUGGGGUUGUUGAUUGGACAGGUCUGCCUGAUGAUACAGUAAUUCAGUUGUUUUCGUGUCUGAAUUAUCGUGACAGGGCAAGCUUAUCAUCAACAUGUCGGACAUGGAGGGUUCUUGGUGUAUCUCCUUGUCUGUGGACCUCUUUGGAUCUUCGUGCCCAUAAAUGUGAUGCUGCAAUGGCAGCUUCACUUGCUUCAAGGUGUGUGAAUCUGCAGAAGCUUAGGUUCCGUGGGGCGGAAUCUGCUGAUGCAAUAAUACAUCUUCAAGCUCGGAAUUUGCGUGAAAUAAGCGGUGACUAUUGCAGAAAAAUAACCGAUGCUACUCUUUCGGUGAUUGUGGCAAGGCAUGAGGCACUUGAAAGCCUCCAGCUUGGACCAGAUUUUUGUGAAAGGAUUAGUAGCGAUGCUAUAAAAGCAACAGCUCUUUGCUGUUUUGAAUUGAAGAAGCUUCGGCUUUCUGGAAUUAGGGAUGUUCAUGGUGAAGCAAUUAACGCCUUGGCGAAGCAUUGUCCUAAAUUGACUGAUAUUGGGUUCAUAGAUUGUCUGAAUGUGGAUGAGAUAGCAUUGGGGAAUGUAUUAUCAGUCCGCUUCCUCUCGGUUGCUGGGACUUCAAAUAUGAAGUGGGGUGUGGUUUCACAUCAUUGGCAUAAGCUGCCUAAUUUAACUGGGUUAGACGUUUCAAGAAGUGAUAUUGGCCCCACUGCUGUUUCAAGAUUAUUAUCAUCCUCACAGAGCUUGAAGGUUUUGUGUGCCUUGAAUUGUCCAGUUUUAGAAGAGGACGUCAAUUUUGCUUCCAGCAAAAAUAAAGGUAAAUUGUUACUUGCCCUAUUUACUGAUAUUUUGAAAGAUAUAGCAUCUUUAUUUGUCGAUGUUACCCCAAAGGGAAGAAAUGUGUUCCUGGAUUGGAGGAAUUCAAGGAACAAAGAUAAGAAAUUGGAUGAAAUGAUGACUUGGCUUGAGUGGAUCCUAUCUCUUACUCUUUUGCGCAUUGCUGAGAGCAAUCAACAAGGUUUGGAUGAAUUUUGGCUCAAGCAAGGUGCUGCACUGCUGCUCAAUUUAAUGCAUAGUUCACAAGAGGAUGUCCAAGAAAGAGCAGCUACAGGGCUUGCUACUUUUGUUGUGAUUGAUGAUGAAAAUACUAGCAUACAUCAUGGAAGGGCUGAAGCUGUUAUGCAAGAUGGUGGUAUACACCUCCUUUUGAACCUAGCCAAAUCUUGGCGGGAGGGACUCCAGUCAGAGGCUGCAAAGGCUAUAGCAAAUUUGUCUGUACAUUCCAGUGUUGCAAAAGCUGUUGCUGAAGAAGGAGGAAUCAAUAUUCUUGCUGGUUUAGCAAGGUCUAUGAACAGGCUGGUUGCUGAAGAGGCUGCUGGAGGCCUAUGGAAUCUUUCUGUUGGAGAAGAGCAUAAGAGUGCCAUUGCUGAGGCUGGUGGGGUAAAAGCUUUAGUUGAUCUUAUAUUCAAAUGGUCCUCUGAUGGUGAUGGAGUUCUGGAACGUGCAGCUGGUGCACUUGCAAACUUGGCAGCUGACGAUGAGUGUAGCACAGAGGUUGCAGUGGCAGGUGGUGUGCAUGCUUUGGUGAUGCUUGCUCGAAACUGCAAGUAUGAGGGAGUGCAAGAGCAGGCUGCGCGUGCCUUGGCAAAUUUGGCUGCUCAUGGAGAUAGUAAUAGUAAUAAUGCUGCAGUUGGGCAGGAGGCAGGUGCUCUUGAAGCACUCGUACAGCUUACACAAUCUCCCCACGAAGGUGUUAGGCAAGAAGCUGCAGGUGCAUUGUGGAACCUUUCAUUUGAUGACAGAAAUCGGGAAGCAAUUGCAGCAGCUGGCGGUGUUGAAGCAUUGGUUGCUCUUGCACAAUCCUGCUCAAAUGCCUCUCCAGGUCUACAAGAGAGGGCUGCUGGUGCUCUUUGGGGAUUGUCAGUCUCAGAAGCAAAUAGCAUUGCAAUUGGACGAGAAGGAGGGGUUGCGCCUUUGAUUGCAUUGGCACGCUCUGACACUGCAGAUGUCCACGAAACUGCUGCAGGAGCUCUUUGGAAUCUUGCAUUUAACCCUGGUAAUGCUCUCCGUAUUGUGGAGGAAGGAGGAGUUCCUGCACUAGUUCAUCUUUGCUCUUCAUCAGUAUCAAAGAUGGCGCGUUUCAUGGCUGCAUUGGCAUUAGCAUACAUGUUUGAUGGAAGAAUGGAUGAGUAUGCACUGAUCGGAAGUUCAUCAGAAAGUGUCUCGAAGAGUGUGAGCUUAGACGGGGCUAGAAGGAUGGCUUUAAAAAACAUUGAAUCUUUUGUCCUAAAAUUUUCUGAUCCACAAUCAUUCUCUGCUGCCGCUGCAUCAUCAGCACCUGCAGCAUUGGCACAAGUAACAGAAGGAGCUCGUAUUCAGGAGGCAGGACAUCUUAGAUGCAGUGGAGCUGAAAUUGGAAGAUUUGUUGCCAUGCUACGAAAUCCAUCAUCUGUACUCAAGGCAUGUGCUGCAUUUGCUCUUCUGCAGUUUACCAUUCCUGGUGGUCGGCAUGCAAUGCAUCAUGCGAGCCUAAUGCAGAAUGCAGGAGCUGCACGUGUUCUUCGGGCAGCUGCAGCAGCAGCAACUGCUCCGCUUGCAGCCAAAAUUUUUGCUAGAAUCGUGCUUCGCAAUCUUGAGCAUCACCACAUAGAAUCAUCGCUAUAAAAAGAUUUAAGGAUGCUAUUCAGCAAGACAUCUCCUGUUAGGGAAUACCGAUGAAUUUCAGCUCAACUGCACGCCUGGUAUGAGGCCCUUGGACAGCAGCAUAGUCCAUCAUGAGAACCAACUGCUGCUUUCUGCAAUCCCCGUGUAAAAGAAAGUUUACCAAGCGCUGUAACUAUUCUGUGCUGAAUCUCAUUUCCUUGUUAGGCAUAAAUCUGGUUGAUUUAGGUUUCAGUAACUUACCCCUUUUGUAUCAAAAGGUUACAGGUUUAAACGACUUUAGGUUGGGGAUCAUGCUAAAAAAGCUGUAUCUUAUUAUUAUAUUUCAUUUUUUCUUUUCUUUUUUUGGUUGUCUGUAUUCAUUGUGGCAAUCUCUUCUAUAUAAUAAUAUAAUUUUAAAGCUGUUUGAGACUGGACAAUAA